AUGGCCACAAGCCACGGCCAGACACUCCUGCUGCUGGGAAUAAACCUGAAGACAGGAUCAGGCCCCCCGCCCGCCUGCCCCCUGCCUGCAGGCCCCCUGACCUCCUAUCCUCUGCCCCCCAUGUGUCUGCCCCCUGUGCGCCUGCCCCUUGCCCGCCUGUCCUCUGCCCCUUGUCUGCCUGCCUCUGCCUGCCGGCCCCCUGCCCACCUGUCCCCUGCCUGCCGGCCCCCUGCCCACCUGUGCCCUGCCUGCCGGCCCCCUGCCCACCUGUCCCCUGCCUGCCGGCCCCCUGCCCGCCUGUCCUCUGCCCGCUGCCCACCUAUCUUCUGCCCCCGUCUGCCUGUUCCCCGCCUGCCUGCCCCCCACCCACCUAUCCUCUGCCCCCUGUCUGUCUGCCCCCUGCCUCUUUGCCCCCCUGCCCGCCUGUCCCCUGCCUGCCUGUCCACUGCCCGCCUGCCCCCCACCCCCCUGCCCCCUGCCAGGCUCCACUCCGUCACUCUCUAG
Molecule: messenger RNA, 504 nt
Organism: Diceros bicornis minor
Lineage: Eukaryota; Metazoa; Chordata; Mammalia; Perissodactyla; Rhinocerotidae
Exons: 2
Coding region: 1-504 (167 amino acids)
Source: RefSeq, a predicted model, not a curated record